This is a messenger RNA of Chanos chanos (milkfish), 893 nucleotides long. RefSeq names its product proteasome 20S subunit alpha 2a (gene psma2a). The record is from RefSeq and is a predicted model, not a curated record. The transcript has 9 exons. Bases 1 to 765 code for a protein of 254 amino acids. Gene Ontology annotation, biological process: ubiquitin-dependent protein catabolic process. Lineage: Eukaryota; Metazoa; Chordata; Actinopteri; Gonorynchiformes; Chanidae. Gene Ontology annotation, cellular component: proteasome core complex; proteasome core complex, alpha-subunit complex.
AUGAUGAUGAUAACUGCAUUAUGGUCACCUGUUGCGUCACUUCCCCGGCAGAGGAGAGGAAUGGCAGAAAGAGGCUACAGCUUUUCUCUCACCACUUUCAGCCCCUCGGGGAAACUGGUCCAGAUCGAAUAUGCGCUGGCAGCCGUUGCUGCUGGUGCGUCCUCAGUCGGGAUUAAAGCUGCAAAUGGUGUGGUUUUAGCAACAGAAAAGAAGCAGAAGUCUAUACUUUAUGAUGAGCAGAGCGUUCACAAAGUGGAGCCGAUAACCAAACAUAUUGGCAUGGUGUACAGCGGGAUGGGUCCAGACUACAGAGUUUUGGUAAGAAGAGCACGGAAACUAGCUCAGCAGUACUUCCUUGUAUAUCAAGAGCCCAUUCCCACUGGCCAGCUGGUGCAGAGAGUUGCCUCAGUCAUGCAAGAAUAUACACAAUCAGGUGGGGUUCGUCCCUUUGGAGUGUCUCUCUUAAUAGCUGGCUGGGAUGAAGACCGACCGUACCUCUUUCAGUCUGACCCCUCAGGUGCAUAUUUUGCCUGGAAAGCAACAGCCAUGGGAAAGAAUUACGUGAAUGGCAAAACAUUCCUUGAAAAACGAUACAAUGAGGACCUUGAACUGGAGGAUGCGAUUCACACGGCUAUACUGACUCUUAAGGAAAGUUUUGAGGGCCAGAUGACUGAAGACAACAUUGAAGUGGGCAUCUGCAAUGAAGCUGGGUUUAAACGACUAUCUCCAGCUGAAGUCAAAGACUACCUGGCUGCCAUCGCCUGAACUGUCCUGCUGAAUUUCUCAAGAAAGAGAGAGUUUUGGCAGUUGAUGUCUCGGUUAAGAUUCCAGAUAUACCUGUAGUGUGAUGAAUGUUUAUUAUUUGUACCCUUGUUUUUCAUACCAAUAAAAAA